This is a messenger RNA of Ixodes scapularis (black-legged tick), 1001 nucleotides long. RefSeq lists its product as uncharacterized. The record is from RefSeq and is a predicted model, not a curated record. The coding region runs from base 18 to 1001 and encodes 327 amino acids. The transcript has 6 exons. NCBI's taxonomy places the organism in Eukaryota, Metazoa, Arthropoda, Arachnida, Ixodida, Ixodidae.
CCUCUUCAGUGCCACCAAUGAGACCCGUCUUAGCACCUGCCACUCCUGUACCCACGGAGACGGUUCGGACCCCAGUGCUAGAUGAUCCAGACGACAGCGCGGAUCCUUUGUACGAGCCAUUUGCGGAGCGGAGCUUCAUCGAGGAUGACCCUAUCACAGGCGAGGAGCCAGCUCACAAGGAACGGAAAUUCAUCGUGUUCGAGAGCAGACUGCGACAGCUGUUUAAAGUCUGCAAGACCUGCUACAGGCCAUGUAAGGUGUCCACUUCGACGAACACCACCCUUCUCACGGUGCACACACUCUGCCCUGCUGGGCACUCCCAUCGCUGGGACAGCAUGCCGUCCAUCAAAGGCAGGGCUCUGGGCACCCUGCUGCUGUCGGGAGCCAUACUCUUCACGGGGUCAUCUCCAACGAAGACGCUGCGCUUGUUCGAGCUCAUCAACCUCCAGGGGAUGUGCGAGAAGACAUACUUCAACUAUCAACGAACAAUCUUGCGCCAAGCCAUCGAACAGGUGUGGACAGACGAGCAGGGCAAGCUGCUGGAUGAGCUUCGUGACCAGCCACUGGACCUUGCUGGUGAUGGGAGAUGCGACUCCCCCGGCUUUUGUGCCAAAUAUCUCACUUACUCCCUGUUUGUGGGUCACGUGAACAAGAUCCUUCACUUCGAACAGGUUCAGGUUGGAGAGUGCGAGACAGUCCGCAACAGUGGACAGAUGGAGAAAGAAGGCCUGGUGCGGUCCCUGGACUUCCUCAAGAAGAAGGACAUCACUGUGCGGUCUCUCACUACAGACAGACACCGUUCCAUUGGGAAACACAUGAGGGAGCAGGAACCAGGCAUCCUGCACUACUUCGACGUCUGGCACGUCUCAAAAAGCAUCAAGAAGAGCCUGAACGCGGCAAGCAAGGGGCAGGACUGUGGUGCACUUGCUCUGUGGGCACAGCCAGCUUCAAACCACAUACCAUCCUGGGAUAUACACCCGGUGCUUUCAUGCGCCCAUUGA